Podospora anserina S mat+ is the source of this 1536-nucleotide messenger RNA. RefSeq lists its product as uncharacterized. The record is from RefSeq and is a predicted model, not a curated record. Bases 1 to 1536 code for a protein of 511 amino acids. Gene Ontology annotation, cellular component: endoplasmic reticulum membrane. The transcript is spliced from 4 exons. Gene Ontology annotation, molecular function: alpha-1,2-mannosyltransferase activity. Lineage: Eukaryota; Fungi; Ascomycota; Sordariomycetes; Sordariales; Podosporaceae. Gene Ontology annotation, biological process: GPI anchor biosynthetic process.
AUGUGGCGGAGAACGUAUCUCUUUCUGGUUCUCGUCCGGCUUUGGUUUGCCCUAUCACCAAGCUAUCUCCAUCCGGACGAGAACUUCCAAGGCCCCGAGGUUAUCGCUGGGCAAAUCUUCAAAUACCCAGUCCGACACACCUGGGAGUUUACGAGCGAGAACCCGAUCCGAAGCGUCUUCCCAUUAUGGCCGGUCUACGGGUUACCAAUGCUUCUUUUGAGGUGGUUAUGGAUCGGAAACGGUAACGACGGCGAGAUACCACCCAUCGCUGUCUUUUGGACCCUGCGGGUCUUGAUGUUUGUGGUGGGGUUCGUUUUGGAGGAUUGGGCAAUCUACGAGUUGAUCCGGUCGUCCCGGCAUAGACGACUUGCUGUUCUCUUGGUUGCGUCAUCGUACGUGACAUGGACAUACCAGACCCAUACCUUUUCGAAUUCCAUCGAGUCGUUGGUUGUCGCAUGGUGCUUGGUGCUCAUCGAGCGCAUUGUUGGGAGCCCAGAGAGCACCGUUCUAGCCUCGACGGUCCUUGGAGUUGUUGCCGUUUUUGGCGUGUUUAAUCGUAUUACCUUUCCAGCGUUUUUAUUGAUACCCGGGCUUCGGCUGUUGCCCUACUACUUCAAGAAGUACAGGCCCCCUGUUCUUUCUCUCAGCUUCAAGACCAUAACUAACAUGAAACAGCCCUCUUUCUUUCCUCGCGAUCGUCACCGCCGGACUCUUCACCACCGGCCUAGCCAUCGCUCUCGAUACCGCAUUCUACACCCCACACUCGAUCACCUGGUCCGAUCUCAUCCACAACCCAGUGCUCACCCCUCUCAACAACCUCAUCUACAACCUCGACCCCGAGAAUCUAGCCAAACAUGGCCUUCACCCCUGGUACCAGCACAUCCUGGUCAACCUCCCCCAGCUCCUCGGCCCAGGAGCCCUCCUCCUCUUCACCCGGCCCCAGCUCUCCCUUCGCCUAUAUUCCGCCAUUUCUGGAAUCGUGGUGUUGUCCAUCUCCCAACACCAAGAAGCCCGCUUCCUCCUCCCCACAGUCCCCCUAAUCCUCUCCUCGGUCCGCCUCCCCAAAAGCGAGAAGCUCACCCGCAUCUGGACCGUAUCAUGGAUCAUCUUCAACUUCAUCUUUGGCGCCCUAAUGGGAACCUACCACCAAGGCGGAGUAAUCCCCGCCCAGGUAUUUUUAUCAAAACAACCCGACGCCACCCAGGCAGGGAUAAGUUGUUGGCGCAACUAACAGAGUUGGCUACGUGCGACCUGCCGGCGGACAGGAGGAGUAACGAGUACUUAAAAGAGAAGAAGGGGACGUACCUGGUCGCGCCGCUGAGUGCGACUUGGCUGGAUGGGUAUUUGGAGAAUAAGGGGCAUGAUGGGUUGAGGUUUAGGGAGGUGUGGAGGUACAAGAGGCAUUUGAAUAUGGACGAUUUGGAUUUUGGGGAGGAUGGGGUUUGGAAUACGCUGGAGCGGGUGGUGGGGAGGAGGGGGUUGGGGAUUUGGAGGGUUACGAGGACUUGUCCGGAACGGAGGGGGAGUUGGCGUUAA